Aspergillus ruber CBS 135680 is the source of this 1983-nucleotide messenger RNA. RefSeq names its product bZIP transcription factor HapX (gene hapX). NCBI's taxonomy places the organism in Eukaryota, Fungi, Ascomycota, Eurotiomycetes, Eurotiales, Aspergillaceae. Gene Ontology annotation, molecular function: transcription cis-regulatory region binding; DNA-binding transcription activator activity, RNA polymerase II-specific. The coding region runs from base 235 to 1695 and encodes 486 amino acids. The transcript has 2 exons. The record is from RefSeq and is a predicted model, not a curated record. Gene Ontology annotation, cellular component: RNA polymerase II transcription regulator complex; nucleus.
UUUCUACUCUUCUUCCUCCGCUCGUCCUGUUUUCAUCCAUCUGUUGUUUUUUUCACAUUGCCGUGAAAACUACUCUUAACUUGGUUGUAGACAUCGUCUUGUCUCUGGCAUCACCCGUCCAUCUCGCUUACCGGGUCGAAUGAGCGCACUUCCGCUCUUCCGACCGCAAGCGACAAAAGUGACGAACGCCGCUCUUAUUAUUUCAGAGAAGCAUAUCUAAUUAAAAAUAACACAAUGUCUACACCGCUGGCUCCCGCGGGAACGCCGGCUCCCUCCAUUGCUCCCCUGGCUCCCGCCCUAGCCGCCAAACCUUCAAUUGCACCUGCCUCGCCUGCUCCAGCUACUCCCGGAUCCAUCACGUCGAAGGAAUGGGUCAUCCCUCCGCGGCCCAAGCCCGGCCGGAAGCCUGCCACCGAUACCCCGCCCACCAAGCGAAAGGCUCAGAACCGUGCGGCCCAGCGAGCAUUCCGCGAGCGACGUGCAGCUCGAGUGAACGAACUGGAAGACCAAAUGAAGCAAAUCGAAGAUGAGCACGAUAUGCACGUGGAUGCAUUUAAGGAACAGAUCUCGAACUUGUCUCACGAGGUGGAACAAUGCCGGAAUGAGAUGGCUUGGUGGCGGGACCGCUGCCACGCGCUGGAGAAGGAGGUUUCUGUGGAGAAGAGUGCCAAGGAGGCGCUUGUGAAGGAGUUCCGUUCGUCAUUUGCGGAUAGAAACACGACUCAGUCGGAUGCGGUGCCUCUACCGCCUCGAGGUCAGAAGCGGAAGAAUACUGAAUCAACCCGCGUACACACGACUCAAUCUACUCGAGAGGAAGUUCCCUUGGGUUGCGGAAGCUGCUCUACUGCCCACUGUCAGUGUAUCGAAGAUGCGUUUGCUAUGCCUGGCGUGGAGACUCACGAGUCUAAUAAGCGUCGUUCCGAACCCGAAAUCAAGCCUGAGCCGGAGGAGAUGGAGGUGGAUUUUACUUCCCGCUUCGCCGCUGCUCCACCCCCGGAGGAUCAUAGCUCACCGUCUAUUGCGUCUCCCGUUGACCCCUGUGGGUUUUGCCAGGACGGCACUCCCUGCAUUUGCGCCGAGAUGGCCGCCCAGGAGGAUGAGCAUCGACAGCGAGAGAAUUUUGAGAACAACCGACUUGCGCCGAUCCAAAAUUUAUCGCAGUUCACCCCACCGCCAUCAGACGGUGAUGUCCGGUCCGAAGUGACUUUGCCUUCUAUCAGUGAGGCUACCAAUCCCUGCGCCAACGGACCGGGUACCUGUGCCCAGUGUGUGGCGGAUCCGCGUAGCACGCUCUUCUGCAAGACCCUGGCUGCAUCGCGGGCAGGUGGUAGCGCCCCUCGCGGUGGGGGUGGAUGUUGCGGUGGCAAAGGCGCAGACGGUGGAUGCUGUGGUGGUGGUGGUGGUGGUGGUGCACGCAAAAAGCCUGCCCCUGCCCCUAAGCCAACAUUGAAUCCCAGAGACUCGCCAUCUUUGACCCUUUCCUGCGCCGACGCUUUCACAACCCUCUCGCGACACCCCAAAUUCUCGCGCGCUAGCGACGAGCUCUCCUCCUGGCUGCCCAAGCUUCACAUGCUCCCGAAUCCCCGGGAUCUGGAACUGGCAGACAAAUCUAAUGCUCGGGCUGCGAUGGAAGUCGAAGCCGCGAGUGUGAUGGGCGUGCUGCGGUACUUUGACCGACGGUUCGCUGAUAAAUAAGUCUCGACAUGACUCCUUUCUUUCAUCUUUUGAUUUCCUUAUGUUUUGUGAUACCCGUUCCUGACUCUCACCGAGUUUGUACUAUUAAAUUUACUUUCAUGUGGAGGAGGGACAUGUUUGUUGUCUGUCUUAUAGACAGUCUGAAGGUGAUGGCCGUGGCUAUGGAUUGAUGGAUGCGAAUGGGAUAAUACUCGUUCCAAUGACUAGAUGACGAACGGCGUUUUGGGUUUGUUUGAUUUGAGGAGGGCAAAAGUACAAACAUAACAUUGGAUCGUUUUUACCACAUGA